AUGGAACGUGUUUGGGAUCGUCUACGCCUAUCGGAGGCCGAACGCACUUCCCAGUGCAUUCAAUAUUGUCUGCGUGCCGACUCCAGACUCGUGCCUUUGGAGAUAGGGGUCUUAACAACUCGUGUCGUUGAGCUGUGGGAGCAUGCCUCUGCGUUGGUCGUCCAACGCGAAGAAGUUAUGAGCAAGUUGGCGGCUCUCGAGUUCGCUAUACUACACCCACAGUAUGUUAAGCUUCCACGUAAGUACACGUUUUUCGACUUGUCCUUCUUCCUUUUAUUCUUCGCCACCCUCUCAUUCUAA
Messenger RNA from Dibothriocephalus latus, 300 nucleotides. NCBI's taxonomy places the organism in Eukaryota, Metazoa, Platyhelminthes, Cestoda, Diphyllobothriidea, Diphyllobothriidae. The record is from the annotation of a GenBank genome assembly.